UUCUGAUCCUGCCAUUGAUACUGAAUGCUCCUUCAGUAGGGAAAAGACUAAUUUUUCAAAACAAUCUAUCUCUUUAAUAGUUUAAAGUGUGCUCUCCAUCUGUACUUGAAUGUCAAGAAUUCCCCUCUGUCAGAGGGUCUUGCUUAGCGCACUGAAUCAGCAAUACACUUGGUUUCUGGACACAAACAGCAUGAAGUCAGCUAUAACUGAACUGAGGAGUACAUUUCCAAGCACACUAUCCAUCUCACCUGGGAUACACUGAAAUCCAAGGCUUGUGCACCUCCACAGGAUAGAUACAGGACGUUUUUGUGUGUAUUUUUCACCAAGGCACAGCUCAUACCUUCCAAGUAAGAUGCCUCUCCCCCACCUCCUCCAGAAGAGAGCCACUGCACUCCAGAGACAGCUCCUGUCUGAAAACCUGUUGCUGGAUCUGGAGGAGUUUUUGAAGAAAAAAGAGGUACAGAACGAAGGCGCAAGAAGGAAGAGCUUCAACAAUGAGCAGAAUGUCCUAAGUUUCGAUCAGGAGCAGAACACUGGCCUAGAGGAGGAGCUGCAGUUGGAGCACCUGCAAUGGCUAAAGGAAGCGUUUGCCAGUCACGUGCCUAGAGAUCCCAGGUCUGGCGAGGUAGGGGCAGGCUGGAAGGCUGGAAGGGGGUGGCGAUCGAGCCGCGGACCCAAGCAACAGGCAGGCAGUAUGAGUCUGGAAGAGUUCCAGUCUGCCUUGGGUACCAUGCUGGGCUCGGAGCGCUGGGCCAGUCAGAUGGAAUUGCUUUUUAACAAGGUCGAUACUUCCUGUGAUGGUUAUGUGGACUGGGAAGAGUUCUGCACCUACCUGCUGCUACAGUACAAGGAGAAAGACUACACCGGCCGUCAGAGAGAAACUUUUCUCAGCACACAGCCAAUCAUUAGACACUGUCUGUACAACAAGCAAGAGCCCACCAUCCGAAUGCUGGCAGUGCCCCACCCUCAGCCACUGCGCUUCCUCGGUGUCAGCAAGGAGGGAACUCUGACCAUCUGGGACAGCAGCCUGCGCAUUCUCAAGUCACAGGAGGUCUCUUUGGAGUCCAGUGAGAUCGCAGGAAGCAGGAGCAGGAUCAGGAAAUGGACUACAGAUGCUGUUUGCAUGCCCGAUGUCCACAAGAUUGCACUGGCAACGUCCAGCAGGGACAUCCACUUUUUUGACAUUUCUACAGCCAGCUGUUUUGAGGAGUUUUACUUGUUUGGAAUUGCCAAUGUGCCAACCUGCUUAUGCUACUGGUGUGACACCAAGGCACCAGGAAGCCCUUCUGUGCUCUUGUGGGGGGAUGAUGUAGGGAACGUGAACGUACUGUGGUUCCUCCACCCCCUUUCAGGCAUGUUUGAGACUCCCUUCACUGAGGAGAAAGGACCUCAGAGAGUCUUCAUGCAGGAUAUCCGCGAUCACAUCCGGUUGGUCUCCUAUCAGCUCAUUCCUGGGGUUCACAGGGAGGCCAUCCGCAGGAUCUGCUACGAGCGCAGUGGCGAUCUAAUCAUCACAUCAUCAGGGAGUUCCUCCACCUCGGUGGUCAUCAUGGACGCUCCCCGCAAAAAGAAGAGUUACACCUGGAAAAUCAACAAGGGAGUCACAUGCUUUGACUUCUGUAAGUCCCUGAAUCUGCUGGUGACAGGGGGGGUGGAUCAUACUGUCCGCCUGUGGAACCAAUACGUGACAAGUCGCCCUGUGGCCACUCUGCAGGGACACUACAUGGCGGUGCUGGACGUGGUCAUCUACGAGCCCCUGGGCCAGAUAUUUAGCUACUCCAAAGAUGCUGUGCUGAAAGUUUGGGACAUCUCCUCUCUGUGCUGCCUGCGGACUCUGCUUCUGAAGUUCCCCUGUGUGCAGGCUGGCCGCGCUGUUGAGCACGGAGACUUCCCCUUCCUGCUGCUGACAUCUGCACCCCAUGUGCUUCUGGUGUCAUGUGGGGACUACUUGGCCCUGCUGCGACUGCAGAGCGGGGGUGCUGAGGGAGACCGGCUCCUCACACACAGUGCACCGCUGUCCUGCGCUCUCUACAACCCCUUCUUCAAACAGGUGGUUACAGGCAGUGAUGAUUCCACAGUUGCUGUGUGGGAUGUGGAGACUGGGACGAAGUGUCUUCAGCUAAGCAACGUCCAUGGACAAGAGGAGAUCACAUGCAUGGCCUUGGAUACCACACAGCGCAGGCUGAUCACUGGGGCACGCAAUGGGGCCAUCAAGGUAUGGAACAUCCAGAAUGGACACAAUCUUCACAAACUGGAGGCUAUAGCUGAAGCAGAAGUCACAGGGGUCAUCUGUUUCCAGGACAACAAACUCCUGACUGUGGGAUGGAAUCGAAAGCUAGCCCUUUACAGCAUCACAGACCCUGGGAAGACCUAUGUGCCUGCAGACCUGUCCUGGAAGGGAGGCCAGGUGCACUCUGAUGAUAUCUUGGCUGUGGACUACUGUCCUUCUCUGGGGCUGCUUGCGACAGCCAGCUUCGAUGGAGAGCUUAUCGUCUGGACCCUGGAUACACAGAGAUCCUUUGUCUACCUCCGCAGGGCACCACACACAGCAGACAGCCCUGGCGUGACUCUCAACACCUCAGAUGAGCCCACCAGCAAAACGAUGCAGCCCAGACCCAACUCCAGACACAGAAGAGCUCACGCCAGGGACAAGGGGGCUCAGCCUCCAGUGGAUAAGCUGUUGUUUCUGAAGUUCCGUGCCGAGGACAGGAAGUGCAGAAAUGGGCCGCUCCUCGUCAGCUCAGAGGCAGGCUUCCUCUGUUGGUGGAGCGUGAUGGGAUCACCUCGUAAACACGGGCAGUUCUAUGCCCCAAAGAGAACAGAUGAGUCUGUUCUGGGGUUGUGUACAGACCAGGAGAACAGCCUCCUCAUGUCUGGGGACACUGCAGGCUUCAUACAGGUGUGGGACAUCUCUGAGUUCAGGCUACAGCCUGGCGAUAAGGCAGUCAAUGGCUGCCCUCCCCUGCUGUACUGCUGGAGAGCCCAUGACAGCACAGUGGUCAGCAUGGAGCUGCUGCUCUUCAGCUCCCAGCUCUUCCUGGUCAGUGCCUCCUCAGACCAGACUGCUAGGCUGUGGUCCUGCAAUGGGUGUUACGUGGGCACAUUUGGACAGAAGAAGAAAUGGAACCUGAAUAACCCGUCUACAUAUCAACAUCCCAGAGACCCCUGGAGUGAUACCAGGGAAAUAGAGAAAGAGGAGGAAGAAGAGGAGAAGACUGGUGUUAGACAGCAGUCUGUCAGUGGCCUGUCUCCGAGCAAAGAGCAAAGAUUGAUUCAGGAGGAGGCAUCAGGCCAGAGUGGGGAGACAAUCUGGAAGGAUGGAGCCCAGCAAGAAGAAGACUCUGAACGUUGUGCAGGCUUCACACAGUCUUUCAUUUCUUCACUGGACUCCAGGGAGGCAGAAGGCCCAGCCUCCGGCCUCUUGGACAAUCCUGCCAAGGCACCACACACCAAGAGUGCUCUGGGAGUGCAGGUUGAACAGGGUCUUCUGAGGAAGACAGUGGCUCGACUUGAGCGUCGCCUGGCAUUCGGAGACAUUGACUCCAGGAAGCUCGCCCGCGUUGGGAGUGUCUGCACGCCCUUCCAAGCUCUGGCUACUCCAGAAUGCCAGGAGCUGCAGCUGCCCUGUGAUUUACCCAUGAGCCCUUGGAUGCUGAGCAAAGGGCUGAAGUGUGUAAAUGAGGCUGAUCUGAAGUCUCUGCCACUGACAAGUCAUAGCUCGGAUAAUGACCAAGCUGAAGACCCGGACAGAACCAUUGUCAGGAGCAGGCUGCCUCUGGACUAAAGAAAGCUAAGGUCUUGAGCCACUCCACCACCCUCUUCCUUAUGGACACACCUCAGCAGCUGGCUCAAAGCAGAGUAAACCACUUCAAUGGCAGACAAUCCACCACAGAAAACCUGUAUGAACUCUGAGAACCGCUGUCUUUCGUCAUAUGACAGCGGUGGAUUUAAAAAAAAAGUAUUUUGUAUUUUAUUGACUGAGGUUCCUCAGCAGUAUAUUCAGUUUCAAAUCUGUUGUCAUGAAAUUCCUCAGGGACUCUAUUUUUGGAACUCUCUUAAGAGUUGCCAUGUUUGAAGAGUCAAACACUUCUCACAUUUGGUAAGAAAAUCACAUUACUCUACAACAGUUGAUUGCCGACGUUGUGGUCCAAACACCUGAAAACAAACUAUACAAUGUAUUCCAAUACAGUUGCCCCUCAAAUGCAAAUAUACAAUUCAAUUAAAUUUAGGAUAAAAGAUUUGUGAAAUGAAUUCUGAAGUUGCUGCUUUAGAUAUAAACCUAGCAAUAUCCUUACUUUUCAUAUGCAGUAGAUCUGAAAUGUUCACAGAUACUUUCCUGUCUUAUUAUUUUAUGGAAGAUCAAGUGAGCUCAAACAGAAUUAUUAAUGACAAAGUCGUCAUUCAGAAUCUCACAAACAUGGUGGCAGUCUGAAAUUUGUGUCACAUCUAUGAGAUUAUAUGGUAAUUUAAAGUUUAAGUACAAGGUUUUUAUAAAAGUUAGUU
Molecule: messenger RNA, 4503 nt
Organism: Lepisosteus oculatus (spotted gar)
Lineage: Eukaryota; Metazoa; Chordata; Actinopteri; Semionotiformes; Lepisosteidae
Source: RefSeq, a predicted model, not a curated record